CAUUCUCCGACACCUUCACUCUGGCGGAGGAAAGUGAACAGGGAGGGUUCGGUGCUUCUACGAGGGACUUCCCCCCCGACCUCCUGUAUUUACCAACAACAGGCGUCUGUUUCCCAACACUGAACCGUCCCAGUGCGCGGACUCUCUCUGUUAAAAACAAGAGCUUCCCUCUACCUCGACUAAAUAAAUGCCAAGAGUAACUACCCGAGCGCCAACAGACAAGGAUCGCUGCCCAGAAUCGGAGAGAAAGACUCGGAGAAAAACGUAGAAAGAAAACGACGAGAGCGCACGGAUCGUCGCCAUUGCCUUUCUCAAUGCAUACCCUUUGUGCCCGGGGAACGAUGAAACCAGAGAUCAGCGCCGCCGUGACAUUUCUGUCGAGAUUUCUGAGGGUAAAAGGACACGUAAACGAUCGACAGGUCCAAACAUUCAGCCAAAGCUUACAGGACAUUUUGGCAGAGCAAUAUAAGCACCAUUGGUUCCCAGACAGGCCCUGCAAGGGCUCGGGCUACCGCUGCAUCCGCAUCAACCACAAGAUGGACCCGCUGGUGGGGCAGGCGGGCCAGCGCAUCGGCCUGACCAUCCAGCAACUCUACCUGCUGCUCCCCAGCGAGCUGACGCUCUGGGUGGACCCCUUCGAGGUGUCCUACCGCAUCGGCGAGGACGGCUCCAUCUGCGUCCUGUACGAGUCGCAGCCCGGCCCCGUAGUAAUGCAGGCGUCCGCCGCCGGCGCCGGCGCCCCCUCAGGAAACAGCGGGCCAGUGGGCUCCAUGGUGGACAGUCACAUCAGCUGCAAGGAGGAACUGAUGGUGCUGGGCAGAGCCAGUCCCUCCAAAGCCUACAAUAUGAUGACUGUGUCCAGUUAAAAAGGGGGCGCGCGCGCACACACGCCGUCACAACCGGCCUACUCAUGUUCAGGGUCACGCCGUUGGCUGGUCUGAUCGUUUUUUUUGGGCCAGAUCAGGGUGAGCCUUUUUAAAGCUAAGAAUAUGAAAUGAAAUAGUGAAAGAAGAAAAAAAACAAAAAAAAAAAGCGAAAGGAAAAAAAAAACAAAACAGAGGAUGUGGCCUAUCAUCCAGGUUGAUGGAAACCUUGUAGGUUUGAUAUUUUUUACCCCCCCCCCCCUCUCUCCCCAUUUAUCAUCUGUUCUGUUGUGUCAUUGGAUCAGCUGGGCACUCCGUUUUUUUCUUAGGAGAGGCUUUGUGGAAAUUAAAACUGUUGGGGCAGCUAAACCAACCAACCAACCAACCAACCAACCAAGCAAGCAGGAACCCUGGCUCCGUCUACCCCACCCCCCACCCCCCCUCCACCCUCCUCCGACUGUAAACGGCGAUAAGAUCCACCUCUGAAGGGGGUUAUCAGCAUUGACUUUGCACUUUUCUUACUUGUGGUUACUAUGGGUACAUGUUCAACACACCACUACAAAAACACCAGAGUCUAAAUUGUAAGGAUUUUUAUUUUCCAGGAUUUUACCCCCCCACCCACCGUGAAAAUUUUCUAUUUGUUUUGUUUUCUGACUGGGGAGGAAGUUGAAGUUCAGACCGUGUGCCGUUGCUCAAGCUCAAGGUAAAGAAACGCCCAAACGAGAGAAUCUCUAUUUUCUAUACAUAUUCAAAAAAAAAAAAAAAAACAACACAACAAAAAAAAAAAAAAACUGUUUUGGAUCACAGGGAUCAUUGUUUUCUUUAUCUUGUAGCUACGCUCUAAACUUCUCUUCCUCCCUUCACCGUCGACCAGCUCCAGACAAAACCGUCAGACGUGUCGGCCUGUAUGUAAGCGCAAGUGGAAUGUGUUGAGGCACCUGUUACCUAUGGAUACCAGCGUGUCCCGUUGCACUGUCGCCUCCCAUCACCCAUGUGUGUGUGUGUAGCUUUCUGGAGGGAGGAGGGUUAAUGAAUGUUGACGAAAUUCACAAUCAAGUUUCCCGUGUUUAAUUUUUGCCCCCUCCCUCCUUCCCACCGCUUUGUCAUCAUCCCCUGAAUUACCAAAAGUCUCAAAGAAAGUGUAGCAAAAAGAAAAAAAGUGGGUUUUUUUGGGGGGGGCGGGGGCUAUUUACCCAAAUUUUGGUCAAGUGGCCCAGUUAGAAUUGACUUUGAAUGCACUUUGACGUGAGAUUGUGUGGGAUGUGUACUUCUUGGAGAAAAUCGCCUGCAUUCCAUCCAUUCGAAUGUCAUCUUUUCACGCCCUCUUCUUCCCCCCCUUCCUUCCUCCUCAUUUCCCCCCGCUCUCAGCUGUUCUGUUCAUACUGUAGCUCUCGUGGCGGGAUAGGCGGCCGUCUAUCCUUUGGAUUUCAAAAAAAAAAAGAAACACUGUAUUUGUGAACAUUUCAGAGCUGUUGGGUUUUUGUUCAAGGCGGAGUUUUUUUUUUUUUUUUUGGGUAUGUUGGAAGCGUCAUCCGUUCAUGUGGCACUGUUGACUCUGGCACGAGCUGAGCUGUCCCCCCCCCCCCAUUAGACAAACACAGAUAGUUGUUUGUGUUGCUGAUUUAAAAAGAAAACAACCUAUAUAUGAAAAAGAAAGUAUGUCUGAAAGGUCUGGACUAAGUGAUGACUGUGAGACUUUGGCCGAGCGGAGGUCUGGAGCACUGACUGUUCAGAGAUUAAUUUUUAACUUGAAUCGAAAACAGCACCAGGCUUAGUCUUAUCUCUCUCUCUAUAUAUAUACACAUAUAUAUAUAUUUUCAUUUUACAUCAGCUAUUUCUAAGGUCUUUGUGAAAGGGAGAUGCUUUUGUAUGAAUUGGAGCUGCACUGCCUUAACGAGACCUCAUUCUUAUGAAUUAUGAGCCAUUUGUGAUGUUAAAAUAUCAGGCUUAUGAGAGUCCGCCUGGUGCGUCGUGCUGCCCGGACCCUCGCCCGCUGGAGGUGUCCUGUUUCCAGCCUGGCAGCUUCAAAUCCCCCCCCCCUCUCUCCUCCUCCUUAGUAGUUGGCGGUGGUGGUGGGGGGGUUACAGUGCCUCGAGUGCCACAUAUCACCCCUCAGCUCAGACCUCCUGUUCAGCCUGAAAGCUGCAGCGUGCUGCUAGCUGACCCCCUGUGGACGCAGGUAGACUUAAUGUGACACAUAUCAUCAUCCAUCACCGCGGGGAGCUGGGUAAGGAAGGCCGGGGACGAGGUUGGGGUUGGUGGUGGGUGGUGGGUGGGUGUGGGGGGAGGGGUGCGCUGGUGUGAGAGAGAAGGGGCAAGGGCCGGACUCUUUUUGUUUUUCUUUUUGUCCAGGGCAGCUAAAAUCCCUCCAGCCCCUUCUCUGGACCUGUCGAAACAUCCCUCUCUCUCCCUCCCUCCCCCCUACCUCCUACCUCUCCUCGCCACCCCGGCCGGAAGCCCUCCGCCCUCCCUCGGUGAUGGAUAACCAGCACACGCGCUUGGCGUGCUCGAGCUGCACUAAGUGGGGUUGGGGGGGGGGGGAGGCUAGUGAGAGAAACAUGGGUUAAAGAUGAAGAAUUUGAGGGUACUAGGCCAUUGUUUUCAUCUCACUGGACUGCGCUGCACUUGAUUACUGAGUUUGAGUAGCAACUUUGUUUACAUAUGAAAGGAUGGAUGUGGUGGCUGUCUGAUGUACCCCCCACCCACCCCCGCCCCUCUUUUCCCCCCAACUUCACUCCUGGUUCUGGGGGUUGAGCGGUGGAACAGAUGCCGGAGCGGCUUCGGUGUCGCUCAGGCCUUAGCCGCUGGCCAAAUCUGUCACGGCAGGCUGGUUCGCCGCUCAUCGCCAGGCCUACGGGGUGUUUAAGCUCGCCUAAGCCUGAGAGGAUCAUGGGUAAUAUAGCUAUAGCCUUUGACGCACUGCAACCGCCCUCCCUCCACCCCCCCACCCCACCUCCCAACCUGCUCUCUGCUGAUACUCCCUUCAGCAAUCUGUGAAAAGCAGUGAUUCCACGUUAGCCAGAUGGAGAUGGAGAGAGGAGCCUGCUGGGACGGGAGCCCAGAGCUUUUGGUUUCCACGGUGGACGCCCAUUUAAAAAAAUAAAAAUAAAAAAUAAAAAAAAAUUAAUAAUAAUCAUGCUGCUCCGUUAUAGCUUUUUAAUGUCAAUGCGACACCAAGAUGUUUCGGUCCACGUUUCGGGCGCGGGACGAUCGUCUCCGUCAAACUAGAUGUAUCUUACAGUCACACUGGUAGAUUUUUUUUCUUCUUUUUUUUUUUUUUUAAAAUCAUCUUUCCACUCAUCUCCCCCUUCGUCCUCUUUUUUUCCCCCCUACGAGAGGAUUUUUAUUAGUCUGGUGAUCUUACCCACUUUUUAUCUCGUUUUUAGAGCUGUUAAAAAUAAAAUAAAAUUAAAUAAAAAAUCCCCUUGGACACCUUCUCAACCGUGCUGCCACCACCCCAAAAAAAUGAUUUCAAGUCCUCAGUACUAUUGAUUAUUUAAAUGGCAUCCAUUCAGCUUGUGCGCACAUAGGUUACAAAAACAAUUGUCGUGAGAGUGCUUUUGAGUAGUCAGAGGUAAAAUAGCACAUAAAUGCACUAAAUGUUGAAGUUGUGACAUUUUUUUUUCUUCUUUUUUUUUUUUUUUUUGAGACACGAGGAGUCUCUCCUGGAAUGUAUUGCCAAACUCAGGCCUCGGACAUUCAAUAAAUACUCUUUAUGGAGAAGUUGUGCAUGUUAAGACAUGAAACAGGAAGGGAACAGCAGUUUUUUUUUGUUGUCGUUGUUGUCAAUAUUGUCAUCGAUUAGUUGAAUUAUUGCCACUUUCACAUUUGAGGUGUUUUUCGCAUAUUGUAGAAUGUAUUGUAACUGUACAACAAAUGGUAGAGUACAUGACAUUACACAUGGGAAGUGCCAAUAAUUGCUAUCCUGAGGUGUUUUUUAGAUGUGUAUUCCUUUUUUGUAUUUCAUCUUUUAACAUGGAUAACGCUUUUUCGUAAGUGAAGCCAUUCGUGAUGGGAGUGUUGGCAAGGACCAAAGUUGUUUUGGUAAAAAAAAAAAAAAGAAAAAAAAUCUUAGUUUCCAUGAUCUGUAAGUGUAGACGUAUCCUUUGUUUUUAUUUUUCCUUUCGUUUCUUUUCGUUUUUUUUCCCGUUUUGUUUUUUCUUCUAUUUUUUUUUCUAUUUACAUACAAAACCAGAAAAAAUAGACAAAAAAAUCUGAGCUUACCCAAGAAGAAAAGCUGUAUCUUGUGAUCUCAUGUCCGUACAUCUUUAUCGUGUUCAGUUUCUUUUCCUUGGGUAUGUUGUGAUGAACUGCUGUAAAUUUGUACAGUUCAUGUAAAUUGAUUGUGCGGAAGUUGUACAGAUUUCUAUAUUUUGGAAGAAAAGUUUUUUUUCUCUGUAAUAAAAGAUUUCCUAUCUUGGCAUCAUA
Mugil cephalus (flathead mullet) is the source of this 5291-nucleotide messenger RNA. RefSeq names its product B-cell translocation gene 1, anti-proliferative (gene btg1). Bases 315 to 866 code for a protein of 183 amino acids. NCBI's taxonomy places the organism in Eukaryota, Metazoa, Chordata, Actinopteri, Mugiliformes, Mugilidae. The transcript has 2 exons. Gene Ontology annotation, cellular component: cytoplasm; nucleus. The record is from RefSeq and is a predicted model, not a curated record. Gene Ontology annotation, biological process: negative regulation of cell population proliferation; negative regulation of mitotic cell cycle.